Rodentolepis nana is the source of this 1203-nucleotide messenger RNA. The record is from the annotation of a GenBank genome assembly. NCBI's taxonomy places the organism in Eukaryota, Metazoa, Platyhelminthes, Cestoda, Cyclophyllidea, Hymenolepididae.
AUGCUCGUAGAGGUUCAGCACUUGGAUACCACAAUUCUUUCCUUAAAGGCCGACAAGGAAUUUACCGUUGAAAAUUUGAAACAUAUCAUCAGUCAGAAUAUUCAUAUUCCCCCAUCCGACUUGACGUUGGCAAGUAACGGCGAGGUACUGGAAGAUGGCCACCGUUUUUCCAAUUACUGCUUUGGUGAUGUUUGUAAGGUCCUUCUCUUUCUUCGAAGAGGUGAACAAAUCCGGAUUAAUAUUGAGGUUGACUUCGGCAAGGGAAAGAUGAUUUAUAUUCCUGUUUGCGUGAACUGGUCGGUUGGAGAGUUUAAACAGAAGCUUCAAAAGACAAUCAAAGAUAAGCUAUUCGACAAAAACAACUUUCUCACGUUUUCUCGCUAUAUCAUGGAGGACGAUCGAACUUUGGAGGAAUAUAAAGUUAAAGAAGGCUCUAGGAUUACAGUCUUCAGCUAUUUAGACCGGGAUGAGAAAGAAAACAGUAGGUUGAAUGAAGUGAAUAGGAAAAAUGGAUUGGAUAGGCCCUAUCAAGGAAACCACCGACAAGAAGCUUUGGAGAAGGAAGCUCUGGAAGAUUUUCCCACAUUUGAAGAAAGCGAAGAGCCGAAUGAAGAUAUACCUUCGUAUGCCACAGACUUGCCACCUUCGCCUUCACCAACUCUUAUGGAAGCAGAUAAGGCUGAACCCGAAACUAAUCAACUCACUGAGUCCAGUAUUCCUCCACCGAUCUCCGAACAACAGUAUCCAUCCAGAAAUUCGCCGCAACUUCCCACUGAACAUUCUCCAAUGAACAGUUCAAUAAAUAAUAGAAACGGGCCAGAAUCACCAGGACCAUGGCAGACCGCUAUGGAGCCCAAAACAAUCGUGAUUCCUGGAGGUUUUCGUCACCGUCCAGGAAGGUCCGUAUUCAACAGAAAGCCCAUCAGUGAAAGCCCUAUGCUAGAAAAGAGUAAAAGUACUGAUAAGAUGGAAGUCAACUUCACAGAUGGUUCCAGAAAGAUGAUCAUAGAACUUCCAACAACAGCCACAGUAGCGGAUGGUCUAGAGGCCGUGAAAUCCAGAAUAUCCGACAGUGACAAGGAGAGACUGCGCUUAUUUAAAGGCUGUGUCCAAAUGGAAGGACAUCACCCCUUAAGCCAGUACGGAGUUGUACAUGCAAGUACCCUUGUAUUCAAGAAGCCUGGGCCGGUGCGGAAAUUUUAA